GGGUUAGGCAUAAGAUUAGCAGUGUGGUUAAAGUUAGGUUUAACAUCUGAUUUUAAGAAGAUAAAUUGUAGAAAUUGGCGGAGGUGGUUUAUGACUUUAAGGCUGUGGUAACUAGUGACGACCGCAAAUUCUCAAACAGCAAGCAAGUGGGAAAGGUUGCUUGGUCGACACGAAGCUAAAUAUGAACGAGACAAUAGAUCUGUAAAAAAAAAAAAAAAAAAAAGCCGUGRUGUCUUACCAACCUCUUCAACUUCAAACAGGGAAGACAAUAUGAGUGACGCAGCUGCAACCCGAAGGCUAGAGGCACUGUCCUCCUAAAUUAACUGUUGACUGAAAUCAGUUGGACCACAUUGUUUGCCAUGGGCACCACACUGAGUGAGCCUUGCAUCUACGACAAGCUGUCUGAGAGCAUCGAUAUUCUCCGCCAGUCGGGGUAUCGCUAUGGCAUGUCAGAGAGGGAGAUCGAGAAGUUUAUCAAACAAGUCUUGGAGACCAACGAGCCUCGAAGAGACCCACCACAAUUCCCCAUCCUUCGAGCCACCAUCAAGUUUGUGGUAGCAGUAGCCUUUCUGGUGGUGGUGGUGCUGGCCUUCACCUACCCCCAGACUCGGCCCCAGCUAGGUGUGACGUACACGGGGGGACAUAACUGGUCCUCCCCCCUCAGCCACAUCAGACUGCUGGCUCUGCCCAUUGCCAAGAAAUACAACCUGCAAGGUUUCCAUGAGUGGUGGAGUGCAGGGGCUCUGCGACAGGGCCUGGUCAACUGUUCUGGCUGUGCUGAGGUGUCCUCUGUGCUGGAGGUCCCUGAGACCCUCAGAGAGUCUGCAGCCAUGCGCAGAGGUCCACAGCCUGUGCUGCUCAAGGGUGGGGAGUCUCUGUGUCUGCAGAGGCAGCAGUUAGAGGAGCUCUACUCAGCCCACUCCAGCUCCAUGAGUAUACUACUGGAGGAAGACAACCUACUGUCACAUGAUGAGGGUUUUCCACAGGGCCCUGCCAACUUUACCCUGCUCUGGAGGUUUACAUCUGGUGCCAGAGAGAAGGUGUUGAGGUGGCUGUUCCCCAAAGCUGAGCUAUGUCCUCUACUGGACAGCGCUGGAACAACACUGCAGCGUUGCCUGGUCACGCAUAGUGCCAACUCUCAGAGCAGAGGGGUGCGAGUGCUGGGCUGGCUGGUGGUAGGAGAAGGGCUACCCACGGUUCGAGUGGUCCCUGUCCACCGCUGUCAAAAACACUGUAGCUCCUUCAACCUCUGGCUGGGACCGGGAGAUAUGGUGUAUGCUGACCCGCGCUACUGGCAGAUGGAGCUGUUCCCCAGCCGAGACCAGAACAUUGUUUGUGACGGUUCCACUUUCUGAGGGAGGAGAGGAAAAACUGAACGAGACAGAAUGGGAGGAAGAGAGUAAAGGGAUGGAGGGUUUGGACUUGCCAUCCAGAACUCUUAAACCCUCACUCAGGUCCAGACUUCUUACCGGCUGAGAAUAUCACUUCCUGUGAUUGGACCUUUUAACUGUCCCUUGUAGGCUAGUCCCACCCUCCUCUCUAGGUCUGGAAAAUAAUACUUUCCACUGGCACAAAAGAGACUGAAGAGGUUCCCCUAAUACUACACGCAUCCCUAGCCCCUACCGUUCUCUUGCCUAAUACCAAACCAAUCCCUAAACCUCACCCCUCUCUGGCCUAAUACCAAACUCAUCUCUAGCCCCUACCUGUGCCUCUUCAUUGAUAUCCCUUCACAGAUCUGUGGCAACUGGAUGGUUAUAAGCAGGGAGGGACCACACUCAAACUGGGAGAUGUGUGUUGGUGAGGAAGAGGCUGGAACAUUCUCCCAUUCAGCCCAAAGAAGAGAAAUGGAGAGAGUGACUGAUCUAAUUUUUGGAACAUCYGAGGCCUUUGCUCCUGUGCUGUGUUCAGUUGGAAUGUUCAAGAUUAUUUUGGUUAUGUAUUUUAGUUGCGAUCAAAUCACAUCCACAAUGGGACAGUUUUGGAGUGCUGCCCUCCCUCAUCUACUCACUUAUAAACUGGCCUGUGUUCAUCAUCUAAAUUCAACAUGUCGCUGCUAGUGUAACAAUGACAGUUGGUUAGGAGGAUGUGUAAAAUUGAUUUAUACAUUUAAGGUGAAUUGCUUUUGAUAACUGAAAGUGCAGAAAUUGUAUUUAAUAUAUAGUUGAUGGUAAGUGCUUGUGCCAUAAUUUUAAAUGCUGUUUGUUAAUGUUCUUUUCACUGAUUGUUUUUGUUUUGUCUAUGCUUUUUUUUUUUUUUUUUUCUGUCCCCAUGUAAGCACUUUAACUAUCCGGAACUUGUUGUCAGUGUUUGAUGUUGUCACACUGUUGCCGUUCUGAGAUUUGAUCCUGUUCUAUUGCUGAACAUAAUAUUUAUACAGUUUUAAUCUCUCAGAAUUCACAAUUUUACACAACGUCAAGUUAUGGCCAUAUUGUUAAGUUAUACAUUGUCACCGUUAAGUAAAUCUGUUUUUAGACUUCCUUGUCACUUUGGUUUUCUGAAUGCAUCAAUAACAAUGUGAUUAUGUACUGGUUACUGCUAAAAUAAAGGAAACUCUUGAGUAAAUGAGGGAUACAAAGUA
This is a messenger RNA of Salvelinus sp. IW2-2015, 2578 nucleotides long. RefSeq names its product linkage group 11 C6orf89 homolog (gene lg11h6orf89). The record is from RefSeq and is a predicted model, not a curated record. Lineage: Eukaryota; Metazoa; Chordata; Actinopteri; Salmoniformes; Salmonidae. Gene Ontology annotation, cellular component: nucleolus; Golgi membrane.